Lingula anatina is the source of this 1795-nucleotide messenger RNA. RefSeq names its product retinol dehydrogenase 12. NCBI's taxonomy places the organism in Eukaryota, Metazoa, Brachiopoda, Lingulata, Lingulida, Lingulidae. The record is from RefSeq and is a predicted model, not a curated record.
UUCGGACUAUUGCUACGGCCCCGGUUAAAAUGGGAAAAAAAACUUUUGAAUAGUCUGACCUGUUUAUCAGCUUACGGAGUUAUACGGUUGCACGAUCCUAUCAAUAAGCUCUAUACAACCCGUAUGAAUACAUGUACAUAUUGAUCCGACUCGCAGUGCAGUGUGUGCCGACUGCAGGACUUUACUCCCAAUCGGUGUCGCAAUGGGCUCAAAAUUUGGGAGUUGGAACUUUACUGACACGGAAUAUAUAACUGAGCCGUUGAUACCGCUUUGUAUUGUAGGUGCAGGGGUUGUUGCAGUGGUUUUGAUAAAGCGGUACACAAGUGGAGGUGUUUGCCGAAGCACGGCAAGACUUGAGGGGAAAACAGUGGUGAUCACAGGAGCAAACACAGGGAUUGGAAAGGAAACUGCUAUAGACUUAGCCAAAAGAGGUGCAAGAGUAAUCCUUGCUUGUAGGGAUAUGGAAAAGGGAAGUCAAGCUUUGAAAGAAGUUUGUGAUGCAUCGGGGAGCCCUCACAAUGUAGCUCUGUAUCAUUUGGACUUGGCAAGCCUGAAAUCAGUAAGGAAAUGUGCUGAUGAAAUUUUGAAGAGUGAAGACAAGAUCAAUAUUUUAAUCAACAAUGCAGGGGUUAUGAUGUGUCCAUACACAAAAACAGAGGAUGGUUUUGAAAUGCAGUUUGGGACCAACCAUUUAGGACACUUUUUGUUCACCCAUUUGCUGCUGGAUCGUAUUAAGACAAGUGCUCCAAGUCGUAUUGUAAAUGUUUCAUCUGUUGCCCAUUCAUUUGGGAAGAUGAAUUUUGAAGACCUGAUGUCAGAGAAAAAGUACAAUUCAAUUACAGCCUAUGGCCAAAGCAAGCUUGCCAAUAUUUUAUUUACACGUGAAUUGGCCAGAAAAUUAGAAGGUACGGGGGUAACGGUUUAUGCACUACAUCCAGGUGCAGUGAAAACGGAGCUUGCCAGACACACAGUUUUUGACAGUCAAAUAUUCAAGUUUCUUUUCUUUCCUCUGAUUUGGUUGCUUUGGAAAAACUCUUGGCAAGGAGCCCAAACUUCAAUUUACUGUGCAGUGGCUGAAGAGUUGGAGGGCAUUAGCGGAAAAUAUUAUUCGGAUUGUGCUGAGAAAAAAACAUCACGCCUUGCACAGAAUGAUGACGAUGCCAGAAAGCUGUGGGAAAUCAGUGAAAAGUUGGUCGGCAUGAAGUCAUAGAUUUUAGUACAAACACUUUAAAGUGUUGUAAGAAUGGUAGUCAAGCAUCUUUCACUGAAAUGAUGCAUCAUUGUGUUUGAAGCAUUCUUCCUUGUAAGUAAGAACCUAUCAUAUUAUUAUUUACAAGCACAAUAAGCAUCGUGUUUGAAGCAUUCUUCCCUGUAAAUAAGAACGUAUCAUAUUACUAUUUACAAACACAAAUUCAAGACAACUUUAUUACAAUGAUUUCAUUUGCACUAAUAACAUUAUGGUCAAGUAUUCAGAUUAUGCACAUAGACUUAAAAUUAAGUUGAUCAAAAUUUAUCAGCAUAUGAUUUUACACGGUAGGGUUUUUUAGUGAUAUCAGUUUCAAACUUUUUGAUGUUUUUUUGACAGUUUUGUCAUUCUUUUGCAUUUGACCUACAAUCUCAAGUUUAACAUGGUAUCAUUUUAUGCACUGUACGUAUUCUUUUGAUUUAUUUAUUCUUAUACUUAAGUUUUUAGCAAAAAUACAGAUGUUUAUCUCUAAAACACUACCCUCUACCAGGGUGACAGAUUGAUUUUUCACAGAUAUUCACAGAAAUGUCUCUAGAUAAAUAGACAGUC